Messenger RNA from Lampris incognitus (smalleye Pacific opah), 2750 nucleotides. RefSeq names its product calcium/calmodulin-dependent protein kinase 1Da (gene camk1da). Gene Ontology annotation, biological process: peptidyl-serine phosphorylation. Gene Ontology annotation, cellular component: intracellular anatomical structure. Lineage: Eukaryota; Metazoa; Chordata; Actinopteri; Lampriformes; Lampridae. The record is from RefSeq and is a predicted model, not a curated record. The transcript is spliced from 11 exons. Gene Ontology annotation, molecular function: calcium/calmodulin-dependent protein kinase activity; calmodulin binding; ATP binding. The coding region runs from base 69 to 1874 and encodes 601 amino acids.
AGGAUCAAGCAUGAAAACAUCGUGGCUUUGGAGGACAUCUACGAGAGCCCCAAUCACUCUAUCUGAUCAUGCAACUGGUGUCCGGGGGCGAGUUGUUCGACCGCAUCGUGGAGAAAGGCUUCUACACAGAGAAAGACGCCAGCACGCUCAUCAGGCAAGUCCUGGACGCCGUCAACUACCUGCACGGGAUGGGCAUCGUCCACCGGGACCUGAAGCCGGAGAACCUGCUGUAUUUUAACCCCCAGGACGAGUCGAAGAUCAUGAUCAGUGACUUUGGCCUCUCGAAGAUGGAGGGCAGCGGCGACGUCAUGUCCACCGCCUGCGGCACGCCGGGAUACGUGGACUUUGGUCUGGGGGACACCCUCGUGUCACUAGAUGGUGAACCAGAUGUUGGUCUGGGGGACACCCUCGUGUCACUAGAUGGUGGACCAGAGUUUGGUCUGGGGGACACCCUCGUGUCACUAGAUGAUGGUGGACCAGAUGUUGGUCUGGGGGACACCCUCGUGUCACUAGAUGGUGGACCAGAGUUUGGUCUGGGGGACACCCUCGUGUCACUAGAUGGUGAACCAGAUGUUGGUCUGGGGGACACCCUCGUGUCACUAGAUGGUGAACCAGAUGUUGGUCUGGGGGACACCCUCAUGUCACUAGAUGGUGAACCAGUUGUUGGUCUGGGGGACACCCUCGUGUCACUAGAUGGUGGACCAGUUGUUGGUCUGGGGGACACCCUCGUGUCACUAGAUGGUGAACCAGAUGUUGGUCUGGGGGACACCCUCGUGUCACUAGUUGGUGAACCAGUUGUUGAUCUGGGGGACACCCUCGUGUCACUAGUUGGUGAACCAGUUGUUGAUCUGGGGGACACCCUCAUGUCACUAGAUGGUGAACCAGAUGUUGAUCUAGGGUACACCCUCGUGUCACUAGUUGGUGAACCAGUUGUUGGUCUGGGGGACACCGUCGUGUCACUAGAUGGUGAACCAGAUGUUGGUCUGGGGGACACCCUCGUGUCACUAGAUGGUGAACCAGAUGUUGGUCUGGGGGACACCCUCGUGUCACUAGAUGGUGAACCAGAUGUUGGUCUGGGGGACACCCUCGUGUCACUAGAUGGUGAACCAGAUGUUGGUCUGGGGGACACCCUCGUCACUGGGCAUGGGAGUAAAGAAUGGUGUAAAGAGCGCAUCAGCCUGUGUGGAUACCCUCCGUUCUACGACGAGAACGACUCCAGACUCUUCGAACAGAUCCUGAAAGCCGACUACGAGUUCGAUGCGCCCUACUGGGACGACAUAUCUGAUUCAGCCAAGGAUUUCAUCAGCCGUUUGAUGGAAAAGGACCCAGUAAAACGUUACACCUGUGAGCAGGCCCUGAGACACCCAUGGAUUGCCGGGGACACGGCUCUCUGCAAAAACAUCCACGAGUCCGUCAGCCGGCAGAUCAGGAAGAACUUCGCCAAGAGCAAGUGGAGGCAAGCGUUCAACGCCACGGCGGUGGUGCGACACAUGAGGAGGCUACAGCUGGGCAGCAGUAUGGGGAGCAGCAUGGACGCCUCCAACCCUCCAGGCAGACAGAACCAGGCCCAGAAACUGGCGCCGGUCCUGCCUGCCCAGUCCAGCAUCCAGAGCCAAGGGAACCCGGGCCAGACUAACCCCCCCGGCGGGAGCCAGAGCCCCGGCCAGGCGGCCCAGACCCAGGGUACCAACCCUGCCCCCGCCAAGAUGUCUGAUGUGGACGGCUCCAGCACUGCGCUCCGCAAGGAAUGUGUUGCCGCCCCGGCCACGCCCUGCAGUUUGGCGUCCGCAGCCUCCACCACAGCGGUGGGGUCAGAGCUCAGUCGGCCCCACCCCUCGGCGGUUCCUGCUCCGGUGUUAACAGGGACUAAGUGACGCCAGGUCCCGCGGGGAACCAGCUGGGAGGCAACUGCGUUGUGAGAGGGAGAGAGUGAGAGAGAGAGAGAGGGAGUGAGAAAGAGAGAGAGAGAGAGUGUGUAAGGACGGAUGAAUGGAUGGAUAUCUCUUCACUCUCAGCAACUUCCUCUAUGACGCAACUCCCCUCCGCCCCCCAGCCAGCUCCCCGCCCUGCUCCCCACCACCUCCCCAUCUUAAAAUGGGCCAUCGGGGAGGACGGAGAGCAGAGGACUCGGAAAACACCAAACCGGUUCAAACCGCAUGACAACCACCACCACCACCACCCAACACCACCCACCAUCGGACACAUUGACAAACGGCAUGGCUACUGACUCUGAGAGGACGAUUGUUCAUGAGGCGAACUCCUGUUGGCUGUCUGUACUAAUGAGGGGGCAUCGCCUGCUGUGAGUGUUACUGGCCAUUGGUUAGUCUACAGUGUUUGUGUGUGUGGGGUGGGGGUGGGGGUGGUGUCAUUGGUGUUCAUCACUGUCAGUCAACGUCAGCUUCCCUCUUGAAUCUGGUCUUUCCUGCAUCGUUUCCUUUCGCUUUAUUCUCGCUUCGGUUUGGCAGUUGGCAACUGGAUUGUUUUGUUUGUUGUUUUAUUUUGUAUUAUUAUCUUAGGACCCUGCACAUGUUUUCAUUGGCUUAUUUGUUUAUACGUGCUUCAAGAAGUGCUUUAACAAGUACCGUAUGACUGUUGGGCGGUGUUACAAAAGUAAGCGCUUUAUCUUUUUGCACAGGGAGGAUGUGGUGCGUUUUCACAGGUGCAGAGACGGUCUCUGCAGUUCCACCAGUUGGAGCCACUAUUAACACUGUUUAUCAGGUGGAGAGAAGAGAUUGUAAAACUUCUUUUAA